ACGGAUGGCGGCUGGACCAAGGGUUGGGACUUCGCUCGCUUCCCUCCGCCUUGGCGCCGGAGUCGGAACCUAGGACAUAAUUCCGGGGAGAAACUCGGGAAGCGCCGGGUCCCCAUCGAUUCCUCGCUUUGUCCUGGGGGGCGGCCGCCGAGAUCCCGGGACGGAGACUCGGUUCUCCCCGAAGUCCUUUCCUCGUACGCUCACCCCGCCCACGCCCCGAGCUCUGCCUCCCUCCGGAUCUGCCUUUCUACCUGGCCCCUGCCCACCCUACGGCCGCAGACUCUUCGUGGGAGAACCGGCUCCUACCCCGCGGACCCUGGCCCCCGCUCCGGGCCGCGUCCCCAACUUCAUCGACCCUGGAUCGAGGGAAGCUGGACCAUGGAAUGGGCGGCAAGGGGGUGCUAGGGAGAGGGUGGGGUUUCUAUGCCUCGGGACAGGAAGGUUGCCGAGUCUUCUCCGGCCCCAUCGUCCCGGUUAAACCAGGCUCCCAUCAGAGCUACAGACGCCGGGGUCGUUCUACCGCUGCCGCCAGUGGGCUGGUGGGGUCGCCCCACCGCGCUUGGAGUUGGGAUCCGCCGGCCCUCGCCAGGUGGCUGGUAGCAUCUGAGGUGGAGGAGUGGAGAAGGACUCUCCUCGGAGGCCCCAACCAUGGGGGAAGGGCAGGCCCUGGGCGACGAUGAGCUGACAGCAGCUCCCACACCUGAGCAGCCAGAACAAGCUGUUCACUUUGUCACAACGGCCCCCACCCUGAAGCUGCUCAACCACCACCCGCUGCUGGAGGAAUUCCUACAAGAGGGGCUGGAGAGGAGUGAGGAGGAGCUUAAGCCAGCACUGCCCUUCCAGCCUGACCCACCCGAGCCCUUCACCCCAAGCCCCCUCGCCCGCCUGGCCAACCAGGACAGCCGCCCAGUCUUCACCAGCCCUACUCCGGCCAUGGCCGCAGCGCCCACUCAGCCCCCGUCCAGGAAGGGCCCCUGGAGCCUGGAAUCAGAGCCCCCUGGUCUUCAUAUGACAGCCCCCCUACCUCCAGGGCCCAGCCUGGCAGUGCCUACCCCAGGCCCCGGGGAGAGGCCCAGCACCACACCUCCUAGCAGGGCAUGGACUCCAACCCAAGAGGGUCCUGGUGACAGGGGCAGGCCAUGGGCUCCGGAGGUCAUGUCCCAGACCACAGGGCUUGGGAUGGAGGGUACCACUGCCACCUCCCCGGCUUCAGGGGAUGACGAGGAGCCCACUACCACCACCACUAUCAUCACCACUACCAUCACCACAGCCCAGCCGACAGGCCCUUGUAGCUGGAAUUUCUCAGGCUCAGAGGGUUCCCUGGACUCCCCCACGGCCCCCAGCUCAUCUCCCGAGGUUGGCCUGGACUGUUUCUACUACAUCUCCGUCUACCCGGGCUAUGGUGUGGAAAUCAAGGUCCAGAACAUCAGCCUCCUGGAGGGGGAGCUGGUGACCGUGGAGGGCCUGGGAGGGCCGGAGCCACUGCCCCUGGCCAACCAGUCUUUCCUGCGGCGGGGCCAGGUCAUCCGUAGCUCCACCCACCAAGCAGCCCUGAGGUUCCAAAGCCUCCCGCCACCUGCCGGGCCUGGCACCUUUCAUUUCCACUAUCAAGCCUAUCUCCUGAGCUGCCACUUUCCCCGACAUCCAGCUUAUGGAGUUGUGACUGUCACCAGCCUCCACCCAGGAGGCAGUGCCCAUUUCCGCUGUGCUACUGGCUACCAGUUGAAAGGAGCCAGGCUCCUUACUUGUCUCAAUGCCACCCAGCCCUUCUGGGAUUCCAUGGAGCCUGUCUGCAUUGCUGCCUGUGGUGGGGUGAUCCGCAAUGCCACCACUGGCCGCAUUGUCUCCCCGGGCUUCCCGGGCAACUACAGCAACAACCUCACCUGCCACUGGCUGCUUGAGGCUCCCGAGGGCCAGCGGCUGCACCUGCACUUUGAGAAGGUUUCCCUGGCAGAGGAUGACGACAGGCUCAUCAUCCGCAAUGGGGACAACGUGGAGGCCCCCCCCAUGUACGAUUCCUACGAGGUGGAGUACCUGCCCAUUGAGGGCCUGCUCAGCUCCAGCCGACACUUCUUUGUGGAGCUCAGCACUGACAGCAGCGGGGCAGCUGCAGGCAUGGCCCUACGUUAUGAGGCCUUCCAACAGGGCCACUGCUACGAGCCCUUUGUCAAAUACGGCAACUUCAGCAGCAGCGCACGCUCCUAUCCCGUGGGUACCACUGUGGAGUUCAGUUGUGACCCUGGCUACACCCUAGAGCAGGGCUCCAUUAUCAUCGAAUGUGUUGAUCCCCAUGAUCCCCAGUGGAACGAGACAGAGCCAGCCUGCCGAGCCGUGUGCAGUGGGGAGAUCACGGACUCGGCCGGCGUGGUGCUCUCCCCCAACUGGCCGGAGCCCUAUGGCCGUGGGCAAGACUGCAUUUGGGGUGUGCAUGUGGAGGAAGACAAGCGCAUCAUGCUGGACGUCCGAGUGCUGCGCAUUGGCUCAGGGGAUGUUCUUACUUUCUAUGAUGGGGAUGACCUGACAGCCCGGGUCCUGGGCCAGUACUCAGGGCCCCGUGGCCACUUCAAGCUCUUUACCUCCAUGGCCGAUGUCACCAUCCAGUUCCAGUCAGAUCCCGGGGCCUCGGUGCUGGGUUACCAGCAGGGCUUUGUCAUCCACUUCUUCGAGGUGCCCCGCAAUGACACUUGUCCAGAGCUGCCUGAGAUCCCCAAUGGCUGGAAGAGCCCAUCACAGCCUGAGCUGGUACAUGGCACCGUGGUCACUUACCAGUGCUACCCUGGCUACCAGGUUGUGGGGUCCAAUGUCCUCAUGUGCCAGUGGGACCUAACCUGGAGUGAGGACCUGCCCUCCUGUCAGAGAGUGACCAGCUGCCAUGACCCUGGGGACGUGGAACACAGCCGACGCCUCAUAUCCAGCAAUAAGUUUCCUGUGGGGGCUACUGUACAGUAUAUCUGUGACCAGGGUUUUGUGCUGACGGGUAGUGCCAUCCUCACCUGCCAUGACCGCCAGGCCGGCAGCCCCAAGUGGAGUGACCGUGCCCCCAAAUGUCUCUUGGAACAGCUCAAGCCAUGCCAUGGCCUCAGCGCUCCCGAGAAUGGUGCCCGCAGCCCUGAGAAGCGGCUACAUCCAGCAGGGGCCACUGUCCACUUCUCGUGUGCCCCUGGUUACGUACUGAAGGGCCAGGCCAGCAUCAAGUGUGUACCCGGGCAUCCUUCGCAUUGGAGUGACUCCCCACCCAUCUGUAGGGCUGCCUCUCUGGAUGGGUUCUACAGCGGCCGCAGCCUGGAUGUUGCCAAGACGCCUGCGUCCUCCAGCACCCUGGAUGCUGUCCACAUUGCAGCGGCCAUCUUCUUGCCACUGGUAGUGAUGGCGCUGCUGGUGGGCAGUGUGUACCUCUACUUCUCCAGGCUUCAGGGGAAAAGCCCCCUGCAGCUACCCCGGACACAUCCCCGCCCCUACGACCGCAUCACCGUGGAGUCAGCAUUUGACAAUCCGACUUACGAGACUGGAUCUCUUUCCUUUGCAGGAGACGAGAGAAUAUGAAGUCUCCAUCUAGGUGGGAGAAUCCUGGGGAAGCCGGCUCAGCCCUGCAUCACAGCCCAGCAGCAGGACUCCUGGCUUCCUACUGUCCCUCCAUCUCCUGUACAUACCAUCUGGGAAAAGACACCACCAAUUCCUCAAAUUAUGCCCUUCCCUGCCUGCAGUGCCCACCAGGGUCCAUAAUCUUGGGUACAAGUCAGAGGGCAUCUGCCCAUGGGCAGAACACAGCUUGAGCACAUGCAUUAAGAAUGAGCCUUCUCCUGACCUUCCCUCACGCCUGGACCUCCAGCCCAGAAUCCACGGGCAGGCCAGGUGCACCUCUCUCCAUGUGACCACCAUCCAGCUCUGGCAUGUAGGACCCUGCACCAGGGUUAACUUGAGAGUGGCAGGAGUUGAGCCAAGGCACCCCUCACAGGUGCAGUCCAUUACCAGUGGGCAAACCUUCUCUCUCAAGGGUGGCCUCUGGGCAGUCCUGGCAUGCCCACACGAGCCCCUCGGGGGAGAGCCCUAGUCCUUCUCUGAAGCUUCUGCCCCUUCCCUGUGGAGGCUAUAAUUCUAAGGGAUUCUAAAGGGUUCAAGGAUCCCACCCCAAGCUCACGUUGGGCAUCCCUGGGCACUCAUGCUCCACACCAAAGCAGGACAUCCCACUGCUCCCAGGAAAGCCCCACAUCCUGAGGAGAGGGAGCCCUUCCUCUGAUGUCAACUGCAUUACAAACACCCUCUUUCCCAUCCCACUAGUCCUCACUCCAACCUCAGCCACUUGCCAGCCUCCCCUCCUGGCCACUGUGUUUUGGGAUACGGGGAGUGAACAGGCAUAUUCUGGGGAGGAGCAGAGGUCCAGGGGCCCAGGCAUUUGGCAUGGAACAGGGGAUUGGAGAGUCCCAGGUAGAGGUCCAGGUGCUGGCUGCAGGCCACUUUGUACAUGUAAUGUAUUAUAUGGGGUCCGGGCUCCAGCCAGAGAGCAAUCUUUUACUUCUGUUGUUUCCUUAUUAAA
This is a messenger RNA of Choloepus didactylus (southern two-toed sloth), 4534 nucleotides long. It is a transcript of the gene SEZ6, whose product is annotated as seizure related 6 homolog. Gene Ontology annotation, cellular component: neuronal cell body; dendritic spine; dendritic shaft. The coding region runs from base 649 to 3543 and encodes 964 amino acids. Gene Ontology annotation, biological process: regulation of dendrite development; synapse maturation. The transcript is spliced from 17 exons. The record is from RefSeq and is a predicted model, not a curated record. NCBI's taxonomy places the organism in Eukaryota, Metazoa, Chordata, Mammalia, Pilosa, Megalonychidae.